CGCCCCCGUGCCCGCCCUUCCGCUUCCCGCCCGUGCCGGCGCUGCCGCCGCUCCGUGUCUCUGAGGGGAGGACGCCCGCGGGGCUCGCCAGCCGGCCGCCAGGAUGUCGUACAUGCUGCCGCACUUGCACAAUGGGUGGCAGGUGGACCAGGCCAUCCUGUCGGAGGAGGACCGGGUCGUGGUCAUCCGCUUCGGGCACGACUGGGACCCCACGUGCAUGAAGAUGGAUGAAGUCCUGUACAGCAUCGCCGAGAAGGUUAAAAACUUCGCUGUUAUUUAUCUUGUGGACAUCACAGAAGUACCAGACUUCAACAAGAUGUACGAGUUGUAUGAUCCGUGUACCGUCAUGUUUUUCUUCAGGAACAAACACAUCAUGAUUGAUUUAGGUACAGGUAAUAACAACAAGAUCAACUGGGCAAUGGAAGAUAAGCAGGAGAUGAUUGACAUUAUAGAAACUGUUUAUAGAGGAGCCCGCAAAGGUCGAGGUUUGGUGGUAUCGCCGAAAGAUUAUUCCACUAAAUACAGAUAUUGAUGUUUCUUUGGGCUGCCAUUUUCAUAAUCCUAUGUCCACUUAAAUUUAUUUCUGUGUAUGUGUGUACAUAUAUGUAUAUUAAAAGAAAAAAAACAAACUACAA
Poecile atricapillus (Black-capped chickadee) is the source of this 635-nucleotide messenger RNA. It is a transcript of the gene TXNL4A, whose product is annotated as thioredoxin like 4A. The transcript has 4 exons. The record is from RefSeq and is a predicted model, not a curated record. The coding region runs from base 104 to 532 and encodes 142 amino acids. NCBI's taxonomy places the organism in Eukaryota, Metazoa, Chordata, Aves, Passeriformes, Paridae. Gene Ontology annotation, cellular component: U4/U6 x U5 tri-snRNP complex; spliceosomal complex; U5 snRNP. Gene Ontology annotation, biological process: mRNA splicing, via spliceosome.